Molecule: messenger RNA, 1759 nt
Organism: Aphanomyces astaci
Lineage: Eukaryota; Oomycota; Saprolegniomycetes; Saprolegniales; Verrucalvaceae
Exons: 3
Coding region: 504-1568 (354 amino acids)
Molecular function (GO): GTPase activity; GTP binding
Source: RefSeq, a predicted model, not a curated record
CACUAAUCAAAAACGGUUUCACCAAGCGCAUCCGCAUGCGAUCGGCGGCGGUCCAUGCGGUGGUUGUGGGUGAGUGUGGCGUCGGGAAAACGUCGCUCGUUCAUGCGAUAGGUGGGGAACUCAUUCGCAAAGAGGCAACUGCCGUGUACUAUCAAGUGGCUCCCUCCAAUCGUUCUUCUCAGCCGAUUUGUGUUGUCGAAUGCGCGUCGUUGGCGCAUUGCAAGGAACUUAACCCUCAAGUGAUUGUGCUAGCGUUUGAUCUGUCCAGGCCCGACUCGUUUGCUGGCAUCAUUGCCAAGGUGCGAAAUAGUAGUUAGAAUUACUAGACUCCAUUUGUGUGGCUUUUGUUUGCAUCAAAAAUACAUCAACCCCAUCAUCCAUGGAGUGUCCAAGGAUUAUUUUCACGAGGCCGUCCAUGGCCCUAGUGGGCGACUUUUGGGGAGCAACCACACACGACAAAGACGAUCCUGGUCGGGUGCAAGUCGAACCUGGCGACGAAUGACAUGCUCGUGUCAUCGGAAGCCAAACAUUACGCGGAGACCGAAUUCGACGCGUAUUUUGAAACAUCCGACACGGUCGACCACUCGAUCGAUCAGAUCCGCCUCUUGCUUCUUCCGAGGGCCACGAGUGAGUCGCGCCCCAUCGAAACCAACGGUGGUCGUACUAUGGACAAGAACGUCGUCGUUCGAGAGACAAUUGCUGUGGACAAGGCCACGCGGGAUAUUUGGCUGUAUGACAAGAGUUUAUUCGUCCAGCAGAGUGUAGACAUUCACGGCAGCAGCAGCGCCUCCAAAGCGCGCAUCUUUUUAUCCGGCUUGGCCAUUUCCAAGCGACACGACAUUGCCGCCAAUGAACGAGGUCUUGCGCUGUCUAGUCGAUUCACGAUGCAACGUCGCAAGUCGCCCGUCGAAAUCCCCCAGGGGAGCAGUUCAAACGCGCCAAGGAAACAGAAACGUAUCCACUUGACCAAUACCGAUGGGACAUCCAGAUCAUAUUCGUUCAUGCAGCCUACGCGAGCCAGCAUCCACCGCGCAGAAGCACUCUCACGCAAGAACGAAAACAUUGACGAAUUCACGACCGAUGCACCUACAUCUGUCAGAACAAAGCCGUGUACAAAACAACCGUCGCCCAUUCUAAAGGUGCUGGACGGUCUGGCAAAGCGAACGUCCCUUCAAAGUGUCUGCGAUACAGUGGACACCAACACGAACAUGAUUGCAACCAUACCCACUGCGGACAAAGUGGAAGUCGACGGUGGCAUUGAAAUAGACGUCGAAGCGAGCCCGGUUGUGGAUCAAGUGGAGAUCUCCCUGCUUGCAGUGGAGUCGAACGACCCCCCACGACCCUUGGAAUCCCAAGUGGCUAUAGAAGGCUGGAUGGAGGCACCCGAAGUAACACCGCAUGCCGAACCCCUAGUUGACCAUGACCAACUAAUCGAGCCGCCAGCCACGACAGACGUCGUCAUGCCGCCCCCUGACGACGCAUUAAGCUCGAUCGGAGACGAUGACGACAUCACGUUCGACGACGACGAUGUAUUGGACGCAUUAGAAUCGUUUCAAUUGUCGAUAUGAAUACGUACAUACAUCCAUGUGUACACCGAUGGCCGAUAUGCGAUGGGUGUAUCGUCUGCUCUUGUCUGCGUUCUAGCCCCUUGUCCUUGGACAAAAAGUCGCGCAUUGCUGUUGAUGACAUGGAGCCCUCACAGGGCAAAUGCAAAUGUUGCCAACUGAAGUAAAGGGAUUUAACUUGAAUUUACUCGAUC